Molecule: messenger RNA, 1452 nt
Organism: Galeopterus variegatus (Sunda flying lemur)
Lineage: Eukaryota; Metazoa; Chordata; Mammalia; Dermoptera; Cynocephalidae
Gene: ZNF653
Product: zinc finger protein 653
Exons: 8
Coding region: 1-1452 (483 amino acids)
Biological process (GO): regulation of transcription by RNA polymerase II
Cellular component (GO): nucleus
Molecular function (GO): transcription coregulator activity
Source: RefSeq, a predicted model, not a curated record
AUGCUGCUGGAGGAGGGGGAAGGCCCCGUAAAGAGAAGCUCACGUUCUGCUCCACUGCAGGAUGAGUGGAAGCCCUGGGAGCAAGUCCCCAAAAAGCCAAAGAGGAAAAAAAGGCGGCGACGCAAUGUGAACUGCCUGAAGAAUGUAGUGAUCUGGUACGAGGACCACAAGCACCGCUGCCCAUACGAGCCGCACCUCGCUGAACUGGACCCCACCUUUGGCUUGUACACCACAGCCGUGUGGCAGUGCGAAGCCGGCCACCGUUACUUCCAAGACCUGCACUCACCCCUGAAGCCACUCAGCGACUCAGACCCCGACAGCGACAAAGUGGGCAAUGGCAUGGUGGCUGGCAGUUCUGACUCAUCCAGCUCUGGCUCCGGCUCCGACUCUGAGGAGCCCCCCGAGGGCCAGUCGGUCAAGGCUGCGGCGGCGGCAGUCACCCCCACCAGCCCGGUGGGCAGCAGCGGCCUCAUCACUCAGGAGGGUGUGCACAUCCCCUUCGACGUCCACCACGUGGAGAGCCUAGCUGAGCAGGGUACCCCCUUGUGCCCCAACCCUGCGGGCAGCAGGCCUGAAGCCCUGGAGACAGUGGUGUGCGUGCCAGUGCCCAUGCAGGUGGGCACGGGCCCUGGCGCCCUCUUUGAGAAUGUGCCACAGGAGGCAUUGGGCGAGGUAGUGGCCAGCUGCCCCAUGCCAGGCAUGGUGCCCGGCUCGCAGGUGAUCAUCAUCGCAGGCCCUGGCUACGACACCCUCACAGCUGAGGGCAUCCACCUCAACGUGGCGACGGGCAGCAGCGCCCCCAGCGGUGGCGGUGGCCUGGGCGAGGAGGUGCCCUGCACCAUGCUGGAGGGCGUGGCAGCCUACACCCAGACGGAGCCUGAAGGCAGCCAGCCCUGCGCCAUGGACGCUGCCACCAUAGCAGGCAUUGAGACCAAGAAAGAGAAGGAGGACCUGUACAUGCUCAAGAAGGAGGAGAAGGAGGAGCCUGUGGCUCCAGAGCCGGCGGAGCUGGCAGCGACAGGGCCUGAGAGUGCAGAGCCUGAGGCGGAGGCGGAUGGCGAGGAGCUGGACGGCGGCGACAUGUCAGCCAUCAUCUAUGAGAUCCCUAAGGAGCCUGAGAAGAGGCGGCGGAGCAAGCGGUCGCGGGUGAUGGACGCCGAUGGCCUGCUGGAGAUGUUCCACUGCCCCUACGAGGGCUGCAGCCAGGUCUACGUGGCCCUCAGCAGCUUCCAGAACCACGUCAACCUUGUGCAUCGGAAAGGGAAGACCAAAGUGUGCCCUCACCCUGGCUGUGGCAAGAAGUUCUAUUUAUCCAACCACCUGCGGCGACACAUGAUCAUCCAUUCAGGUGUCCGUGAAUUCACCUGUGAGACCUGUGGCAAGUCCUUCAAGAGGAAGAACCACCUGGAGGUACACCGGCGCACGCACACCGGCGAGACGCCCCUGCAGUGA